UCUCUCUAUAAAGUUUUGAUUUUUAAAUGAUGUACGGACAGAGUAAUGGCUGUGAAUCGGAUUUUGUUCUUCUGGAGACCAUCCGCCGCCAUUUAUUGGGAGAUUCCGAGCCUUAUCGAUGUGGGAAUUUCGCCGUCGCCGGAGCCGCCGCGCCGGGGUUGUGCGGGAGCUCCAAUUUCACCAGCUUGUACCCUUGUUUGACUGAAAAUUGGGGGGAAUUGCCUCUUAAAGUGGAUGAUUCCGAGGACAUGUUUCUCGCCGGAGUUCUUCACGACGCCGUCCACCUUGGUUGGGAUCCUCUGCUCGGCUCAUCGCCGUCGGACGCUUUUAAUUUUGGGUUCUCUGAUGUCAAAACAGAGCCCCUGAUUCUUUCUCCGGCGGUGGUUCCGGCGAAUGUGGAGGUGGCGGCGGCGACGAUGCCGGCGGUGGUACCGGCGAAGGGGAAGCAUUAUCGAGGUGUACGGCAACGUCCGUGGGGGAAAUUCGCGGCGGAGAUUCGUGACCCGGCGAAAAACGGGGCUCGGGUUUGGCUUGGGACGUUUGAGACGGCGGAGUAUGCGGCGCUUGCUUAUGACCGCGCCGCUUAUCGGAUGCGGGGCUCUAAAGCUCUUCUUAAUUUUCCGCUUCGGGUUAAUUCGGGUGAACCCGACCCGGUUAGAGUGACGUCGAAGAGGUCGUCGUCUCGGUCUUCGCCGGAGCCUACUUCGUCGUUGUCGUCGGUAGAGAGUGGGACCCCUAAGCGGCGGAAGAAGGUGGUGGCAGCAACUCAAGCUGCAGUACAGUCGAUCCAAUUAGUGGUGGGGACCAAUGCAACACAAGUGGAAGCUGACGUGGCGAAGAGUACAAAUGGCGAGCAAUGAUUGGGGGAGUAGUGGUGAUAGUGAAAGAAGGGGCACUUUGGUGUUUUAUUGUGAAUUGAGGGACUUGGGAGAAAAGUAAAAACUUGGUAAUUUCUUUUUUUUUUUUUUUUUUUAGGGGUAGAAUUGGAAGAUUUUCUUUGGGAUUUAAAAA
Messenger RNA from Cucurbita maxima (winter squash), 1011 nucleotides. RefSeq names its product ethylene-responsive transcription factor 2-like. The transcript has a single exon. Gene Ontology annotation, molecular function: DNA-binding transcription factor activity; DNA binding. Gene Ontology annotation, biological process: ethylene-activated signaling pathway; regulation of DNA-templated transcription. The record is from RefSeq and is a predicted model, not a curated record. The coding region runs from base 27 to 860 and encodes 277 amino acids. NCBI's taxonomy places the organism in Eukaryota, Viridiplantae, Streptophyta, Magnoliopsida, Cucurbitales, Cucurbitaceae.